AUGGCAAAUAAUUAUGUUGGGGAUAGGCUCUCAUUUGAUGGUGAGCUUUGUACUGUCAGGUUUUUAGGGCCAAUUCCACAAUGGGGCUCACAAGUCAUUGCUAUUGGAGUUGAGUGGGAUGAUCCUACAAGGGGAAAGAAUAAUGGUAGCCUCAAUGGAGUUCAAUAUUUUCAUUGUCGAGUAAACGGAUCUGGUUCAUUUUUGAAAAGUACUCGAAAGCCAGAUCCAGGUAUGGGAUUCUACGAGGCCGUACAAGAAAGGUAUCUUUAUUCAGAUGAAAUUGAGUGUGAACCAAUAAUGGUUGGCCGUUCUAAAAAGGUUGAAACGUUAGGAAUUGACAAAUUAUCCCGUUACCAUGCCCAUAUAUCGAGUCUGGAAAUGAUAUCUUUAUCCAGGAACCGUAUAUUUCGCCAAGGGGAAAUGGGCAGUGUUAGGCUAGACUCGCUUAAAAGAUUAGAUUUAAGCUUCAAUCUAUUUUCGUCUCUGCAUGAUAUUAUGAAAAUAAUAAAGCCAUUAACCGGGCUCUCAAGCCUUAUACUAAACGGCAAUAGAUUUAAUGAUAAUUGCGACAGUUCGGAAAAUGCUCUAUACCCGAUCCCUCAUAUUACAGAGCUUUCUUUAGCCUCGACUCUUCUUAGCCCAUCUCAGAUAGAAUUGUUUCUGAGUUCUGUUUUUACAUCUGUUAAAACAUUAAAUCUCUCCGGUAAUCUCCUUGAAAGUAUUCCUUCUGGUCUGUUAUCUGAUCAAGGAAUUGCUCCAUUUCUUCAAAAAUUGGAUUUGUCCUGGAAUUAUAUCUCUGAUUUAACAGGGGAGAAUGAGUCUAUCACUAGCAGAUCAAGAUUGAUAGAAUUAGAUCUAUCUCACAAUCGUAUCACAGAAGUCCGAGCAGAUCCCCUAGAGAGCUGUGAAGUGCUUGACCUGAGAUCCAACCUCAUUAGCGAUUGGGCCAGUGUCGAUGCUGUCGGUCGAAUCAAAGACCUCAGAUCACUGCGCAUUAACAAUAACCCAAUAAUUAAUCCCACGAAGUCAGAAUUGGGGAUAGGCGCUGAUAAUAAGAAAGAAGCACAAGAAAGAGAAGGAAACGUAGAAGAAGAGGAUAAUCGUUUGUUUGUUAUUGCUAGGUGUCCUACUAUAGAGAAGCUUAAUGGCUCUUUUAUCAUUGACAGGGAAAGAACCGAUGCAGAACUAUAUUUCAUGUCCAAAGUUGCCUCCAAUAAAUACGAUCUGGGAAUCAGAAGCUCAAAUAAUUGGAAGAGAUUGGUAGCUAAGCAUGGAGAGCCAACUGUUUCUGUGACACCAGCAAAAGAGAAUAUAAAAAAUCGUCUGCUGAGUUUGGAGGUAAUUUACAAGUCGAGAAAAGAGAAACUGAUGGUUUUAGGGACCUCAUCCGUGCAGAAAUUACGACUAGCAGUAGCGAAAAAGUUUGGCCUAUCGCCGUUUGACAUUAUACUUUCACAGUCCGAUCAGAUUUUGGAUUCUGAUAUCGACUCAAUACCAAGAGCAUUGAUUUCUGACGAGCCGAUUAUUGUACAAAAUAUCGUAGAGGCUUAG
Sugiyamaella lignohabitans is the source of this 1551-nucleotide messenger RNA. It is a transcript of the gene PAC2, whose product is annotated as Pac2p. The coding region runs from base 1 to 1551 and encodes 516 amino acids. Gene Ontology annotation, molecular function: protein binding. The transcript has a single exon. NCBI's taxonomy places the organism in Eukaryota, Fungi, Ascomycota, Dipodascomycetes, Dipodascales, Trichomonascaceae. The record is from RefSeq and is a predicted model, not a curated record.